GCUAGCCGCUAACACUUGCGGCGCGCGUUACAAGUAGCCUGUAGCGAUAGAGUUACAGCCAACCAAAAGUUACCUACAGCUCACUCCAACGGGCGCAAGAACCAAAGAGGCAAGAGCCAGGCCCAGAGGCCAGAGCCACCAGACCAGAGGCGUGACUGACUGAGGGGGUUGAGAGCAGAGUGGGCGAAGCAGAGAGGCAGAGGAAGAGGGAGCGCCAUCAGCCAUGGGCGAGGAGGAGAAGGUGAAGGAGUCACCGGCCGACAGUGGCAAGGAGGCAGAGGAGAAGAAGGGCGAGGGGGGAGGAAGGGAGGAGAAGGGGGAGGACAAGAAGGAGGAGGCGCCUCUGCCGCCGCCGCCGGAGGAGGUGGUGAUGCGGGUGUUCAUGCACUGCGAGGGGUGCUCGCGCAAGGUCAAGAAGAUCCUCAAGGGAUUUGAUGGUGUGGAAGAUGUUAGUGCAGACUCUAAGGCACACAAGGUGGUCGUGAAGGGGAAGAAGGCAGCUGCUGACCCAAUGAAGGUGGUGGAGCGCGUGCAGAAGAAGACAGGCCGCAAGGUUGAGCUUCUCUCGCCAUUGCCACUGCCAAAGGAGAAGAAGGAAGAUGAGAAAAAGGAAGAGCCUGAACCACCAAAACCUGAAGAGAAGAAAGAGGAGCCCAUGGUUGUUGCCGUCGUGCUCAAGGUGCAUAUGCAUUGUGAGGCCUGUGCGCAAGUGAUCAAGAAGAAAAUCCUCAAGAUGAAUGGGGUGCAAUCAGCAGAACCAGACCUGAAGGCUUCUCAAGUCACUGUGAAGGGCGUGUUUGAAGAGGCUAAGCUCGCUGAUUAUGUGCAUAGGCGCACUGGCAAGCAUGCUGCUAUUGUCAAGUCUGAGCCGGUUGCAGCUGAGAAUGCUGGCGAUGGCAAUGCCAAAGACGACAAGAAGGCAACUGAAGGCGAUGAGGAGAAGAAGGAUGAUAACAAGGAGGAAAAGAAGGAUGGUGGAGAUACCGGUGUAGACGAGAAAGAAGCGGAUAAACAGAAGGAUGAUAGCAAUGCUGGUGGUGGUGAAGAGAAAGACCCUGCAGCCAUGGCUAACCUGUAUAUGCAUUACCCAAGAUUCAACCACCCGAGCGGAUAUGGUGCUCCCGGCUAUGCCUACCAAUACGCACCUCAGCUCUUCAGCGAUGAGAAUCCGAAUGCUUGCUCGGUGAUGUGAAAAGCCAGAACCAUGAGAUCUUAAGUGGGUAAAUAAGAGGGGAAUUGGGUUAUCCCUUAAUUUUGGAGGUGUAUCGCAGGAACUGCCCUUGAGGGGGUGAUAUUGGUAGCUUCAACAAAGGCCCGCGCUAUUUUGUCUAGAACUCUAGACUUCUCCCCCCCCCCCCACCUCCUCUUAGCUUGAACUUCUUUUACUUUAUGGAUAUUAUCUAUGUAAGCUAAUUACUAGGAUUUUGCCUUGUACUUUCUCAUCUUUUGACUUCUUUUUUUUUUUGUAUAAAUUGUAUAAUAUUGUUAGUUUUGA
Molecule: messenger RNA, 1495 nt
Organism: Phragmites australis (common reed)
Lineage: Eukaryota; Viridiplantae; Streptophyta; Magnoliopsida; Poales; Poaceae
Product: heavy metal-associated isoprenylated plant protein 7-like
Exons: 5
Coding region: 224-1192 (322 amino acids)
Molecular function (GO): metal ion binding
Source: RefSeq, a predicted model, not a curated record